This is a messenger RNA of Penicillium griseofulvum, 1074 nucleotides long. RefSeq lists its product as uncharacterized. The transcript has a single exon. Lineage: Eukaryota; Fungi; Ascomycota; Eurotiomycetes; Eurotiales; Aspergillaceae. The coding region runs from base 1 to 1074 and encodes 357 amino acids. The record is from RefSeq and is a predicted model, not a curated record. Gene Ontology annotation, molecular function: catalytic activity. Gene Ontology annotation, biological process: nucleoside metabolic process.
AUGGUAUCAACGUCUUAUUAUGGGGUUGAUGAUGGAACACAAAUCGGUAAUAACCAUGACAAAAUCAUGACACACUGUCAUCUGUCCAAGCGACCAAAGACCUCCCAAUAUGACGGUUUGCCUGCCCCACGACACGAUCAGUACACCAUUGCUUGGAUUUGCGCGUUGUACAUAGAAAUGGCCGCAGCUCGGGCUAUGCUGGACGAGUUUCAUGAAGCCUUGCCUACCCAUGCGGACGAUAAGAACACCUACGUAUUAGGAGACAUCAAUCGGCAUAAUGUUGUCAUUGCGUGUUUACCAGAAGGGCAGUAUGGAACAAACAACGCAGCGAUCGUCAUGACCAACAUGAAACAGACGUUCCCAGCGAUCCGUGCAUGUUUGAUGGUUGGGAUUGGCGGCGGUGUGCCAAGCAAGGCUGAUGUACGCUUGGGUGAUAUUGUCGUCGGAACAAGAGUGAUGCAGUGUGAUCUUGGGAAAACUCUUGGAGAUGGACAACUCCAACGAACGGCGAUUCCUAGAAUUCCUCAUCAAUUGCUCGGUACGGCUGUGUCUUCUGUCCGCUCGAAGCAUGAACUAGGUCCUAGCCGAGUCUUAUCUAUCUUACAACAAAAGUUAGAAGGACAGCCCUCGUACUCUCGCCCGAUCUCACCGGAUCGUCUGUUUCAUGCGACAUAUGAUCAUGAAUCUCUAACUGGUAGCUGUGACGAGUGCGACCACUCAAAGCUGGUCCCACGAAGCAGCCGGGUUUCGGCCGAAGUAAAGAUCCAUUAUGGCGCAAUUGCCUCAGGUAUCCAAGUCAUGAGGAAUGGCACAACACGGGACAAGUUUGCUCGACAGCUAGAUGUCAUAUGUUUUGAGAUGGAAAGUGCUGGUCUGAUGGAUAUCCUCCCGUGUCUUCCAAUUCGGGGAAUCUGCGACUAUUCAGACUCUCACAAAAGCAAAGAAUGGCAGAGAUAUGCAGCAGCAACUGCUGCCGCAUACGCAAGGGAAUUGCUUGAGGAGUUACCGGUGACCGAAUCGCAUGCAAGCAUUGCCUUCAAGACUGAUUCUUGUAAGAAUGCAUACCAGUCUUAG